Molecule: messenger RNA, 270 nt
Organism: Echinostoma caproni
Lineage: Eukaryota; Metazoa; Platyhelminthes; Trematoda; Plagiorchiida; Echinostomatidae
Source: the annotation of a GenBank genome assembly
AUGCGUCAGGCUGCAUCGCUCACAAAUUGGGAUUCCCGGAACCCUGAGGAUGAGGAUGUAUCCUGGGAGUUGAUUCACUAUAGAAUCCAGCAAGUCGUAUUGGAAUUCUCUCCACCUCACCGCCACCAAACACACGCUAUGGGCCCGCCGUGGUUCGACCGAGAACUGCGGGCGGCCUCCGGCAGCGGAAUAAAGCCUGGUCCAGGUACCGUGCGACAGGCGCAGGAUAUGAGGAAUAUUGAUGUAUUCGAAAUCAUUGCACUGCACUAA